AUGGCGUGUAACCCCGCAACAAUAGCCUGGAGAGCCAGCGUCCGGGCUCGUGCCCUUCCUACCUCCCGCUUGAGCCAACGGCCGUCGGCAUUGCUACAGAAGGCCCAGCGCUACCCCGGUGCUUCGCGAUAUGCUUCGGACGCGGCUGCGCCCGCUGAGGCAGCCAAGGAGACAGUGAAGGAUGCUACAAAGGAGGCCGCCAAGGAGAUCCCUCGCAAAGCGGGCCGUGGCUCCAAGAAGGCCUUGUAUGGUGCCUCAUUGGCUUUGACUCUGCUGGUGGGCUAUAUCUAUGGAACCGACACCAGGGCUAGUAUCCACAGAUACGGUAUUGUGCCCUUGAUCCGCCUCUUGUGGCCCGAUGCGGAGGACGCGCACCACACUGGCGUGGAGAACCUGAAGAUGCUCUACAAAUAUGGUCUUCACCCACGCGAGCGUGGCGACCCGGACAGCGAUGGUGCUCUGGAAACUGAGGUCUUUGGGUACACCCUCUCCAACCCCAUCGGUAUCUCCGCCGGUCUGGAUAAGCAUGCCGAGGUCCCUGAUGCGCUGCUCGAUAUCGGUCCCGCCAUCGUCGAGGUGGGCGGCACUACCCCGCUACCACAGGAAGGAAACCCCAAGCCUCGAGUGUUCCGACUGCCCUCGCAACACGCCAUGAUCAACCGUUACGGCCUCAACUCCAAGGGCGCCGACCACAUGGCGAAGGUGUUGAAGCAGCGCGUCGCUGACUUCGCCUACGCCGCCGGAUUUGGCACACACGAACAAUCCGAGCAGCGCGUCUUGGACGGUGAAGCCGGUGUCCCACCCGGAAGUCUGGUCCCCGGCAAGCUUCUCGCCGUGCAAGUUGCCAAGAACAAGCUCACACCAGAUGGAGACAUCGAAGCUAUCAAGCGCGACUACGUCUACUGCGUGGACCGAGUGGCCCGCCGCCGCACCCUCACAGCAAUCUUGAAGGCGGUCGUCGCUUCCGCCAAGAACGUCGAGCGCAAGACCAAGCCCUAUGUGAUGGUCAAGGUCAGCCCAGACGAGGACUCCAACGAGCAGAUCUCCGGCAUCUGCGAGGCUGUCUGGAACUCCGGCGUCGACGGCGUGAUCGUCGGCAACACCACCAACCGUCGGCCCGAUCCCGUGCCCCAGGGCUUCGUCCUCCCCGCCGAAGAACAGAAGACCCUCAAGGAAACUGGCGGCUACUCCGGACCCCAGCUGUUUGACCGCUCCGUUGCGCUCGUCGCCCGCUACCGCGCCCUGCUUGACCAGGGACCUCCAUCUGCGACCGAGUCGGAUAAGUCAGUAGAGAAGGUCUCUGAGCUUCCUCGGAAGGUCAUUUUCGCUUCCGGUGGUAUCACUACCGGCAAGGAGGCGCGCGCGGCUCUUGAUGCCGGCGCUUCCGUGGCUAUGAUGUACACCGGUAUUGUCUACGGUGGUGUUGGCACUGUUACGCGGGUCAAGCAGGAGCUGCGUGAAGAGCUGCAGAAGAAAUAA
Messenger RNA from Penicillium coprophilum, 1479 nucleotides. RefSeq names its product dihydroorotate dehydrogenase 2. The record is from RefSeq and is a predicted model, not a curated record. Lineage: Eukaryota; Fungi; Ascomycota; Eurotiomycetes; Eurotiales; Aspergillaceae. The transcript has 3 exons. Gene Ontology annotation, cellular component: mitochondrial inner membrane; cytoplasm. The coding region runs from base 1 to 1479 and encodes 492 amino acids. Gene Ontology annotation, molecular function: dihydroorotate dehydrogenase activity. Gene Ontology annotation, biological process: pyrimidine ribonucleotide biosynthetic process; 'de novo' pyrimidine nucleobase biosynthetic process.